CUCUGUCUAGAAUUCUCUCGGUUGCCGUUGAUUGCCGUGUGGAUCUAUUCCGUGUCUUUGUGUGUGUGUGUGACUUGAACUGGCGGCGACCGCACGCUACCUGGCUGGCCAAUGAUAGUACGUCAGUCCCGGUGAGGGGGAAAGCAGGGUUGUAUAUGCUAUCUGGCUGACCAAUCAAAAGACGCCAGUCAGCGCGGCUAACAACGGAGAACGCUCAGAUAACUCAUGAUACUCAGGCCCGUCAGGCUGUUGUGUUUGCAUGUGUGCUUGCAUUUUUGUUGUCCUGGAUACCUCCUUCUUUCGAGGCGUUCGCCCUCCUGGCGAGGCGUGUAUGCUUGGAAGCUUUGAGUGUGUUUGUCCUCCUGCGACCCUCAAAAUAACCUUUGGAGCAAGGAACUGUUCCCGAGGCAGUAACACACGCACACAAGUGUCGGUGUGGUUCAUGGUCGAACGAGUGCCCACAACUGCUGUCGCGAUCAACCCGCUCCUCGCCCCCAUCCUCGUCGCUUUUGCUGCGCUCGCUCCCUGCCUUUCUUGCCGGAGGAAAGGGGCUCAGUGACCACGACGAAGAUCACCCUCACUCUCACUACGGUAUCGAGAGCUUUACCUUUAGGUCGCGAACGCCCUUCCACCCCGAACGCCUCAUGGGAUUCGUGAUGGAGCACCUGCCUUCCGUCCUGCGAUCCAAGGGGUUCUUGUGGCUCGCCACGCGGAAGGAUUCCUUGGGCGUUUGGAACCAAGCGGGGGGCUCGUUCGCGACUGAGUACGGCGGCUUGUGGGACGACUUCCACGACGCGGACGAGCAGGAACGAGAGCGGCAAGGGCAGGGAAGCGGAGAGCACGGUUCCGCUGCGGCAGCGGCGACCGUCGACGACGACGGCGUGGAAGGCGGCGGCGCCAGGCGCAACGAGCUCGUGUUCAUCGGUCUCGGUAUGGACGAGAAAGUCCUGAGAGGGAAGCUGCAAAGAUGCCUGUUGUCAGAGGAGGAGAUGGCCCUUGGGUCCCAGGAGUGGGAGAGGCGGUUUUCGGACCCGUUUCCGCCUUGGGAGUAGGCCAUGAUGCGUCGCUUGGGUUGUUUGCUUGUAGCACAAACCCCGAUUGAGCGACCCGCUCAGGGUGUGGGGUUUCGGAGUAGUCAACGAACAGCGAGGGACGGCAAUUCGAGGGCUGCUCAUGGGUGAGUACCC
This is a messenger RNA of Ectocarpus siliculosus, 1187 nucleotides long. The record is from the annotation of a GenBank genome assembly. Lineage: Eukaryota; Phaeophyceae; Ectocarpales; Ectocarpaceae.